AUGGCUAGGAGAUAUGAUAGUAGAACAACAACAUUCUCUCCUGAAGGAAGAUUAUAUCAAGUAGAAUAUGCACUUGAAGCUAUAAACAAUGCAAGUAUAACUAUAGGGAUAAUAACUAAUGAUGGUGUAAUAUUAGGUGCUGAUAAAGUCUUUAUAUCAAAGUUAAUAAAUAAAGCUAAUAAUUUUGAAAAAAUUUACAAAAUUGAUGAUCAUAUAUUUUGUGGAGUAGCAGGAUUAAAUGCUGAUGCAAAUAUAUUAAUAAAUCAAUCACGAUUAUAUGCACAAAGAUAUUUAUAUAAUUACAAUGAUGUUGAGCCAGUAGCACAAUUAGUAGUUCAAAUAUGUGACAUUAAACAAAGUUAUACCCAAUAUGGUGGAUUAAGACCAUAUGGUGUUAGCUUUUUAAUUGCUGGAUAUGAUACAAAAGAAGGUUAUCAACUUUAUCAUACCGAUCCUAGUGGAAAUUAUUCUGGAUGGUUUGCUACAGCUAUUGGUACAAAUAAUUUGACAGCUAGCUCUAUUCUUAAACAGGAAUGGAAAAAAGAUAUGACCCUGCAAGAAGGUUUAUUGCUAGCUAUAAAAACGCUAGCUAAGAGCACAGAUAGUGAAGUCCCAAAAUCUGAAAAAAUUGAAUUAGCAUAUUUGUCAAAUCAAGACGGAAAAGUUAUCCAAAAAUAUUUAACCGAAAAAGAAAUAGCAGAAUUAAUUAAAAUAUAUACACAACAAAAUGUUAAAAAAUAA
Messenger RNA from Plasmodium vinckei vinckei, 741 nucleotides. RefSeq names its product proteasome subunit alpha type-4, putative. Bases 1 to 741 code for a protein of 246 amino acids. The record is from RefSeq and is a predicted model, not a curated record. Gene Ontology annotation, cellular component: proteasome core complex, alpha-subunit complex; nucleus; cytosol. Gene Ontology annotation, biological process: ubiquitin-dependent protein catabolic process. The transcript is spliced from 2 exons. Lineage: Eukaryota; Apicomplexa; Aconoidasida; Haemosporida; Plasmodiidae.